CCAGUACUUGAUGUUCGGAAAGAGUAUUCUAUCGAAUAAUGAGGUUAGUGGUGCGAAUGAAGCGGUGAAAUUGAUGAACGAGGCUUUCGAUUUGAGUGAGAAAGGAUUGAGAAUUGUGAAAGGGACAGAGGAAACCCUAGCGUUGAAGGAAUUGAGAUCGAAGACGCUUAGAUUUGUAUCAGCGUCGCAUUUACAGAGAGAUGAGUUCGAGAGUGUGCUGAAAUGUGUUAAGAUUCUAAGAGAUGGCGGCGGGGACCAGCACCCGAGUUUGAGUGUGUUGGCCAUGAAGGCGUGGUUGGGAUUGGGAAGGUAUGGGGAAGCUGAGAAGGAGCUAAGGGGCAUGGUGGUAGAUAAGGGGAUACCGGAAGGCGUUUGGGUGUCUGCAGUGGAGUCAUAUUUUCAGGCAGCGGGAGCUGCCGCCGCAGAGACGGUCAAGGGCUUGUUUUUGGGGCUCUUGGGGAGGUGUCAUGUAAGUGCUGGGGCGGCGAUCAGGGUGGUGAAUAAGGUGGUUGGGGACAGUGGUGGUGGUGAGGGGCCCAGAGUGAGGGCUAAGGUGGUGGCUGAGCUUGUGUCGGAUGAGAGAGUCGUGGCACUUUUUGCCGGAGGGGCCGCUGCAAAGGAGCGGACGGCAAUGCAUGCUCUUCUGUGGAACUGUGCUGCUGAACUUUUUCGAUCAAAAGAUUACGAGGCCAGUGCUGAGAUGUUUGAGAAUUCAAUGCUUUAUGUCCCGUAUGAUAUAGAAAAUAGAAUCCUUCGAGCAAAGGGCUUCAGAGUGUUGUGUCUCUGCCAUCUUGGCCUUUCCCAGUUGGAUCGAGCUCAAGAAUAUAUUAAUGAGGCUGAAAAGCUUGAACCCAACAUUGCCUGUGCUUUCCUUAAGUUUAAGAUCUACCUGCAAAAGAAUGAGCUCAAUAAAGCUAUUGCUCAGAUGCAAGCAAUGUCAACCUGCCCUGAUUUCAGUCUAGACUUCCUCUCCCUUUCUGCUCAUGAAGCUGUUGCUUGCCGUGCUCUAUCGGUUGCUGUCGCAUCUCUAUCCCAUCUGCUAAAUUUUUACUCCGUAGGGAAACCAAUGCCAAUGACUGAAGUCAUGGUUCUUCGUACCCUAGUCACAGUCCUAAUGCAAGAGCCUGACAACGAGUCUGAUAUUCUUAAAUAUAUGAAACGAGCUCAUGCUCGGUUGUCUGAACUUGGACCUGACAGCUUCCUUGGGAAAGGCGAAGUUGGAAGACGGGAAUGGAAUUGGUUUGCAGUAAACUUAUGGAAUAUUGGCGCAAGAACUGGGAAGGAGAAUAAGUACGAAUUGUGUGCAGAAUUCUUUAGAUUGGCAUCAGAGUUUUUUAGUAUUAAGGUUGAUGGCGAAGUGGAGGGAAAUAAUGUGAUGGUUUGCAAAUCACUGAUAUUGACUGUGUCUGCCAUGAUAGCUGAUGAGAAGCAAAGAAAUGCAACAUUGCUGGAUACUGAAGUCAAACAAGCCAUUGAACUGCUAGAUAGAGCUGGAAAGAUACUAUCGUUAAUUUCAGCUGGAACUCGAUCAGGUGAUGAUCAGAUCACUGCUGUGGGGUCCAACUUCUUCUUUGUAUACACUUGGACUUCGUAUGAUCUACAUUCAAGGCUCAGUGAUGUGGGAUCUCAGCAGCUCCUCCUGAUAAAGAGCUUUGCUAGCUCAAAGUUUUGCAAUCCAAUGUACCUCCUUCAGCUAGGCGUUAGUGCCUCUCAAGGGCCAAGGUCCAACCCUGAAGUAGCUACCUUCUCCUUAAAUACGUGCCUCUCGUCCCUCCUCGCUUCCCCUUUGCCAGAUUAUCAAUGUGUGGCUCUUGUUCUCAGGAAACUGAUUUCUGUGGUUGCCAUUCAUAAGGGGAAUACAGAUGAUGAUGUAGUUUAUGGGGCAUACAAGCAAGCAUACCGGAUCAUGGUGGGGUUGAAGGAAGGGGAGUAUCCGAUUGAAGAGGGGAAAUGGCUUGCCAUGACAGCAUGGAACCGCGCUGCUCUCCCCGUGAGGCUGGGGCAUGUUGAGUCAGCAAAGAGGUGGAUGGAUAUUGGAUUGGAACUGGCUGGGAAGGUUCCGGGAAUGCAAACUUAUAGGUCAUGCAUGGAAGAUUUCGUUGCUGGCUUUGAGAAGAAAUUUCAUGCCCAUGACAAACCUGAAAACAGGUCUCUAGUAGUAACAUAAUUUGCAAGUCUUCAUCUUGUACAGAAGAUCAAUGGUACAGCUUCAAGGUCUUGGGACUCUUGCACAAAUGGCUAUCGGUACAAUCCAUUCUUUUUGAUGUCCAGUUGAGACUUUAUGCACCUAGCCCCGCCUUCUGUCUUCAGAUUCUGAUACGUGGAUAGCAAAAGCAGAUUUCUCGUACGUAUGCAAUGCAUGGAAUGCUUCAAGUUAUCGGAUUUUGUCAUUUACAUACUUAAUGGGGAAGUAUGCACACACGCUAAGAUGCAGAUCUCAAUGUCAUUGCUUAAAAACUGAAAAAAAAAAAAACAGAUCCCUCACAUAGAUUAGAACUUCUAUUUGGUAAUACUAGAUAUUUUUGCUAAUAAAGAUUAAUCUUUUUC
This is a messenger RNA of Ilex paraguariensis (yerba mate), 2547 nucleotides long. The record is from the annotation of a GenBank genome assembly. Lineage: Eukaryota; Viridiplantae; Streptophyta; Magnoliopsida; Aquifoliales; Aquifoliaceae.